This is a messenger RNA of Orycteropus afer afer, 510 nucleotides long. RefSeq names its product succinate dehydrogenase complex subunit C (gene SDHC). NCBI's taxonomy places the organism in Eukaryota, Metazoa, Chordata, Mammalia, Tubulidentata, Orycteropodidae. Gene Ontology annotation, cellular component: membrane. Gene Ontology annotation, biological process: tricarboxylic acid cycle; mitochondrial electron transport, succinate to ubiquinone. Gene Ontology annotation, molecular function: succinate dehydrogenase activity; electron transfer activity. The record is from RefSeq and is a predicted model, not a curated record.
GUUAGCCAUCAUUGUCUCCGUGCCCACCUUAGUUCUCGGCUCUGUAUCAGAAAUUCUAUUCCUUUGGGAACCACAGCCAAAGAAGAGAUGGAACGGUUCUGGAAUAAGAACAGAAGUUCAAGCCGUCCUUUGUCUCCCCACCUCACUAUUUACAGAUGGCCUCUUCCCAUGAUCAUGUCCGCUUCCCACCGUGGUUGUGGUUUGGUCUUGAGUGCAGGAGUCUCUCUUUUUGGCUUGUCCGCCCUGUUGAUCCCUGGGAACUUUGAGUCUCAUUUGGAUCUUGUGAAGUCCCUGUGUCUGGGGCCAGCGCUGAUCUACACAGCGAAGUUUGCACUUGUCUCACCUCUCAUGUAUCACGCCUGGAAUGGGAUACGACACUUGAUGUGGGACCUGGGAAAAGGCCUGAAGAUGCACCAGCUAUACCAAUCUGGAGUAGCCGUCUUGGUUCUCACUGUGUUAUCCUCUCUAGGGCUGGCAGCCAUGUGAAGAGCUGAGGCUCCCAGCAUCUUC